Molecule: messenger RNA, 2361 nt
Organism: Amphimedon queenslandica
Lineage: Eukaryota; Metazoa; Porifera; Demospongiae; Haplosclerida; Niphatidae
Product: serine/threonine-protein kinase 40-like
Exons: 9
Coding region: 178-2178 (666 amino acids)
Biological process (GO): protein phosphorylation
Molecular function (GO): protein kinase activity; ATP binding
Source: RefSeq, a predicted model, not a curated record
GGUGAUAUAACACCCGGUAGAGGGCCGGCAUUGAGCAUUGAUGCUCCUCUCCUACUGCUAUCGUGUUUAAAAGACUAGCCCAAGAGAUCAAGCGUCAUUACUGAUAGCCUCUAGUGUCUGCUUAGAGCUCACGCUUUGUAGUAUUGUCCUCACGCUUGGCUGUUUGCUGCGUUGUAAAUGCUUUCAGACAACCAGUUCAUCUUUUGUACGAACGGUCCCCUGAUUGACUUCAGGCACAACAGAGGAGUGUACAUGUCUUCAGUCUACAACAGUAGCAGUAAAACCAGUGGAAAGAGAAAAGACUAUUACAACAACCUUCUUAAAUGGAAGACAGCAAUGGCCUCUAGUGGAACUAGCAUCACGACACCAGCUAUCAUCGAGACAGAAGCACCCACUAAUGGUGGACGAGAGAGAAGGCGAUCAUCCUCCCCUUUUGGCCACUUGCUUCACUUGACAAACGGUCUCCAAUCGGGCGAGUAUUAUAUCGGGCCCAGACUUAACACAGUGAGUCCAAGCCCAGUAAAGAGUGUCAGUGAAUAUAUUGCUAAGAAGACCGAUGGAGACGAGUUUGUUACCAUGAAGAUACUCUCACUCUCACCUGGAGGUAACAGUCCUGAAGAUAGUCAAGGGAAGUCCCUCAUACACAAUGAGCACUCCAUUCUCUCAUUAUUACAAGAUCAAAUAGGAAUCAUACAGCAGCACGGGCUGUACAGGGAAGGUAACAAUAUCAUCCUUGUACUGGAUUGCCUUUAUCAACACGAGUAUGGAUCAACUGACCAAUACAAAGAUUUUGUUAAUCUUCAGCAGUAUAUCAUUAAAGAGAGGAGACUGCCUGAACGGGAGGCACUUCAACUCUUCUAUCAAUUAGUCUGUAUAGUCAAAGAAAUACACAAGAAAAAGAUAGUACACAGGGAUCUUAAACUGGCUAACGUUGUCAUUAACAAGAGAACACAACAAGUCUUUUUAACUAACUUUGCUCUUGGAAAGCAUUUGGUACAUGAGGAUGAUCUACUGUCUGAUCAAAGAGGGAGCUUGGCAUAUGUCAGUCCUGAUGUGAUCAGUGGUGAGCCUUAUUAUGGCAUGCCUAGUGACAUGUGGUCAUUGGGAGUCCUCCUGUACACGAUGAUAUCAGGACAGUUUCCUUACUACGAUGACAUACCACAGGAACUAUUUAGAAAGAUUAAAAGCGGAAAGUUUGUCCUUCCGAGGGAUCUAGUGAUUUCGAUUGAGACACAGUAUUUAUUAAAGGAACUCAUGGAAUUGGAUCAGAGGAAGAGGCUAACAGCACUUGCUGCUGCUGAAACAACUCAAAGUAUCCUAUCAAGAAUAUCAUUUACAUUAACACGUGAGCCAGUACAGAUUGUACCUGAGAUAGUAUCAUCUCCAGCGAGCGAGUUCCUUGUACCAGAUCAAGACGAUUACAGCAGUACUCAUCAAGUUAACGUUACUGAGAUGUCAGCCCCAAGACUUCACUUCACUAUGGACCAUCAAGCGACUCCACAAAUGCCCAUACCUGUUGAGCGGGUUAGUCCAUCAGGACUGGCUAGUUGGUUGUCGUCCUCACCCACCACACUGAGCCCAAUGUCACCCCACACUCCUCCUCUCUUCAUAUAUCCUGAUAACACUCCUUCCUCUCUCCCUCCUCCUCCCCCUCCUUCCUCCCAGUUCACUAAUCCUUUCUUGCACAGGAUCUCUCCCCCCUCCUCCUCUCAGAGCUUACCUCUUGCCUUAUUUCAUCAUCAACCACCCGAAACUAACCCUGCCCCUCUCGACAUGCCUCCCACUCACCUCCAUAACUACCAGCAGCACCUUCAUCCACACUCCGCUGCCUCUCACCAUAGACACAGUUUCUCUGAGGGAGAUCCCUCCAGUAACCAUUGGCUGAGACGAAUGCUAACAUCAGCUCCUGUCCCUGUCAUGACUCAUGGUAGGCGGAGCCUUGGCUCCAUGGCCGCUACUCAAGAGUAUGUUAUUCGUAACAGACGGAACUCUUAUUCUCAGACCUUUGGAGUGGUCGGGACUGAAGGGCCUAGAGUGAGACGGAGGUCACACGAGCCGAGAGACAGUGAGCGAGAGAUACUCCAGAACUUAGAAACUGCAGGGAGAUUCAGAAUAGGAGAAGGAAGUGGACAACAGCAGCAGUCGCAGUUCAGUCGCUCCAGAUCAUCUAUUCACUGAAUGGUGUCACGAUCCUUGCACACACUCCCUCCCUCUCUCUCUCUUUUUUGUCUAUUUAUUUUUUUGAUAUCUCAUCAUUUUUGUACUCAAAACAACACAAAUUAUACAAUAAUGUGUAGCUGAUAUUAUUAGUUCUUAUCCUAUUUUUUUUAAAUCAGAAAAAGCAUUAUUUUGAUUCUGAAA